This is a messenger RNA of Lodderomyces beijingensis, 1608 nucleotides long. The record is from the annotation of a GenBank genome assembly. NCBI's taxonomy places the organism in Eukaryota, Fungi, Ascomycota, Pichiomycetes, Serinales, Debaryomycetaceae.
AUGCCCCAUCCAGGAAGACCGAAAGGUCGAAUGAAUAAAAAGACUCAGGCAGCACAACAAGCGCAACACGAAGCAAUGGCACGAGCGCAAGCAGGUCACGUCCAAGCACAACCACCGCACCAGCACUAUCAACAGCAGCAGCAGCAGCAGCAGCAUCAGCGCUUUGCCCAGCCUGCACAUCACCAACACCACCAACAAAGUAAACAUUUGCAGGGACAAAAUGUCGUCAAGGAAGAAGCAGGCAUCCAGUUGCACGAUGAAGCCGAUUUGAUCCAGUACCGGCCCGACGCUAUGCACAGAUACAUCACCAACCACGAGUACAUUGAAAACGUCACCGCCAAAGUGGUCCACAGCUCAAAGAUAAUCCCGCCUUCGCUAUACCCACCAAUUCCGAAACGAGAUCCUCAAGAGUACUCCAAGUUGAGUCCCGAGGAUAUUUACUAUGGCGACAUAAACUUUAUGAAGCAUGUCGACGCCGAGCUCGUCAAGAGUUUGGCGGUGAUGAGACAAAAAGACGAUCCGGGGUUUGUACGGUACUUGUUUACUUGUCCGCAGUACCAGUUCCAGGGCAAAGCUUAUGAUGAUUUGCAGAAUUUACAGACAAAUCUUGAUGGUCCAGCUUCAGUGGACGGAAUAAGCGUGGAGUACGACAAGGUGCUUUUGACAUCUGAGGAAAAGUUUCAUAAAGUCUACGAGACGUUGCGGGGCACAAAAGAGUAUGCGGUGCUGAUAGACAGGAUUGCGCCCGGGGUUGAGGUUGCUUGCGCUCCUGAAAAUUACGACCCAAAUGAAGUCAUAGCUCAAAUGCAGGCAAACAACGGAACCAAGGAAGAGGAAAUGGAACCAGAGUUGGGACCCGAGUUGGGCCCAGAGUUGGGACCAGAGUUGGGACCGGAAUUGCAAACAGAGCCACACACGUAUCAAUUCGGUAGCAAUGGAAUGGAUAUUGACCUCGAUGCAAAAUUCAACGAAGCCAAUGGAAUUUAUCAAUUUGGCAAUAUGAGCAACAACAACUUUGGCAAUGAUGAGCAGUAUUCUAUGCUGGGUAUACCUAGUAAUUUGCGGAGCGAAAGUGCUAGCGGUGUCAAUACGGGUCUUGAACAGAGCGAAGAGCCGCCAAAGGAAUCGAUACACACCAACGCCGAUGCUGAUGAAGAAGGAGAAGACGAAGAAGACGAAGAAGACGACGACGACGAGGAGGAGGAGGAGGAGGAGGGGGAAAAGGAGCAGCAGGAGCAGGUGAAAGGGGAACAGGUGCAGCAAGGACAAGAACAACAGGAUGUUGCAAAUGGAGACGGAGACGAGAAAAUCGGAGGACAAGACAACAACGAGAAUAAUGGAAACGGAAAUGAGCCAGACAAGGCCAACGAUGAAGAUGAACGGAUGGCUGAGCCAGACAAAGUCAACGACGAAAAUGAACAGAUGGUUGAGCCGGACUUGAAUGAUCUAUUCAACGAUGGAGCCGAUAUGGACGACCAAGGAAUGGUCAAUGACGACAUUGGCGAUUUGUACAACUUUGACAACGGCGCAGAAGGCGACGAUGACCUCAUGGGGAACGGGGAAUUUGACCAAGAUUUCCUAAGUCAUAUCAACCUGGGUAUGGAUUAG